Molecule: messenger RNA, 5913 nt
Organism: Vollenhovia emeryi
Lineage: Eukaryota; Metazoa; Arthropoda; Insecta; Hymenoptera; Formicidae
Gene: tara
Product: basic-leucine zipper transcription factor A
Exons: 4
Coding region: 1063-2445 (460 amino acids)
Cellular component (GO): nucleus
Molecular function (GO): transcription regulator activity
Source: RefSeq, a predicted model, not a curated record
UCCCGCGUGCCUUCGCGUCGCAUUUUCACUCCAACUGGCAAUACGAGUGCCGCGGACGGUUCGAUGUGCACAAUCGUGUGACUAACGCCUCCGUUUCUCGAGCGCACGCUUCGAGAUACGUGAAGCGGACCGCGCUGAAUCGCCGUCUAGCGUCCGCGCUCGCUUCCUCCGACGUGAAUUCCGUAGAGGAAAGCCGCGAGUUUGUGUGGCGCGCGUGUGUGUGUGCCGAGUGUUUAUCGCUAAAAAAGAUGUGAAUUUACGCGUUUACUCGAGACAAAUCGCGCGAGCGAUAUUAAAGUGAUGCUCGCGUCGCGUCGGUGACUCGACUCGCGUAGUACCGCGCAGUAGCGCCGGGGUUGCCGGUUACCGGCGCCAUGUUGCUUCGUUCGAGAAGGAUCGCGGAGCGCCGCGGACACGCAGCGGGCCGGUCUCCCGCGCCGACGGUCGUCGCUACGGCAUUUCGCGACGGUGGUGAGUAACGCUAGUCAGGUUGAGCAAUCGCGGCGCAUAUUAUUUGACAGCCGCGCGUCGGCGAUCUACCGAGACGCGUGAAUCUCGCGAGAUACGCCGGCCGGGAUCGCGGCGACGCCGCGGGUAUCCGAGCUUCGGUUUCACCUCGCGUCUCCUCGCACGCGUGGAAAUACCCGGCUUUUCCACGCGUCACGCGCGGCGAGAGAAAUGCUCGUGCGAGAUCGCCCCGUCGAUCGCGAGAGACGCGUCAAGCCUCGCGUGCUUCCCUGUCCCCGCGCCGGAACGUUCCCGCCGUUUCACGUGACGCCAUCGUGGCGGCUCGCGUUUCCGCGUCCGAUCGUCCCGGUCAGAAGUGAAUCGUCGAUCGACAAAUUACUUCUCGCCGAGAAUGGCAUAGUGCUCGCGCCGAUUAAUACCGGGAGUGCCGUGUCGCGAGUGCCAGUGCUAAUUGGAGGAGUCUGAGAGGAGGCGGCGGCCUGGAAGGCAUCGGGCGCCAGCGGAGCAACUUUAAGAAUCAACAGAUAACUCCGCUCCUACGUAUCGCAUAAAACUAAUGAAAGGGAAGAUGUUUUGGGCCUAAAGAGUUGUGCAAUGAUGGGUCUGCAGGCGACGGCAGGAAAACGCAAAUUAGAGGGUGGUGUCGGCUGCAUGGAAUUCCACAUGGAUUUAGGCGAGAGUCCGUCGAAGCUCGGACGCGUGGACGGUAGCUGGUGGGCAAUGGACGACAGUUACGGGCCACCCCUGAAUCAGACAUCGACGUCGUAUUAUGAGAUGGAGGUGAGCUCGCCCUGUCUACAGACGACGAACCCGUGCCAGUCUACGACGACGAGUUCCUCGCAAUCGCAGCAACAGCAGCAGCAGCAAUCCCAGCAACACCCAUCGCAGCACCAUCCAUCUUCCCAAUCGUCGCAACAAACACAGCAGCAGCAACAAUCACAGCAGCAGCAGCAGCAGCAACAACAGCAGCAGCAGCAACAGCAACAACAACAAUCGUCGGCGUCACCCUCGACGUCGGCCUCGUCCACAGUGACCCAGUUGCAUCACCACGCGCAACAUUAUUAUCACCAUCAACGCGCCGCCGUCAGUCCUAUCGGCAGCAACGGUUAUAGCCAGCUGUCGAGAUCUCAGCCGCAAUGGGGCGCCCUUCAUCAUUACGAACCGCCAACGAUACGUCGCGAGGAAAACGGCAAGAGCUACCUGGAGCUCGGCUCAAGUUACCGGGCGAACGAGCGGUGUUGCGAAGGUUCCAAGUCUAGCUGGUGUCGACGCGGCCGGGCCUGCUAUCGGCAACGACGGCUCGCCGUGCUCAACAUCUCUAUGUGCAAACUCGCCAGGUAUCGCCAAUUCCCGGAUCCGAGCCUCCACCGAUCGGUAUUGAUUUGCAACACCUUAAGACACCUAGAACGUGAGAUGGAGAGAGACAGGAGUCCGCCACCUAUGGAGCCGGUCGUACCGGCGCCGAUCGCUCAACUGCAACCUCCCGAGCAGGGCAGGUUAACGCCUUUCCCUGUGCCGCCGACGUCGUCGGGCGAAACCGAUGUCGAUUCCGGCAUCGGUGACAGUGACGACAGCCGCUCGAUCAAUUGGGGUAGCGUACUAUCUCUGUCGAGCCAAUCGCCGCUCGAUCCGCUCAACAACAACGAAUUACUAGAUGUGGACAUUGGGCCCGAUCUUGACCUGGACUUUAUGCCCGGGUGGAAGCUGACGCCUGUUUCGACAGACGACAUCCUGAGAAGUACAACGACAACCCAGGAACAGCACCAUCAUCACCACCAUCAUCAUCACCACCAUCAUCAUCAGCAUCAUCAUCACCAACAGCAGCAGCAACAGCAGCAGCAGCAACAACAACACCUGAUGUCGGGAAGCAGUUGCGGCAGCAGCUGCGGCAAUAGCAACGUUAUCGGAAAUGCCGGCGUCAGCAAUGUUGGUAGCAGCAGUAGUACGCACGAGUCGUUGAUGUGCGUAGGAUCAUAGCCCUCGACUUUGACGUCGUUGAGUCAUCUCAUCGAUUUCUAUCCCCUGACGCCGCAGGGCAAGUAAAUCCGCGGCUAUAGCGGUCCGAUGCGGCCCGUGAGUUCUGCGAAGGCGCGCGAGUGAGAAGCGGUGGUGAACACGGAUCUCUCGCCUACCCUCUGGAGCGUUCGAUAUCCGGCCAGCGACUCUCGAGGAGCCUUUAUCUUUCGAUUUCGCGUUAAUUUAUUGUCGUGUCAAUUACACGUGUACUCGUACACACUGAUACAUACAUACAUACAUGCAUAGAAACGGACACGUACACCGAUGCCGAUACAAUCUUCUGUGACACUUUUGUUCUUCCUCCGCUCUUUUUACCACCGCUGCUACUACUACUACUACUACUACUGCUACUACCACCAUCAUCAUCCUCGAUACCAUUACUGAUCCUAUCAUUACCAUUACUUCUCUUACUAUCCCUCCUGCGACUAUUACCACUAUCGUUAUCGUUACUUCUACUACUAUCGCUACUAUUGCUAGUAAUACUAUAUUACUACUUUUACUAAUACUAUUACUACUACUACUACUACUACUAUUAUUACUAUCGCUAAUCAACGUGUCUCCCAAUGUAUCUGCUCCCCGAGGGACGGACGCGUCAUGACACGCGGCAUCCGCAGGUGCAGUCAAAAUAGAGCGCUCUGAGGGUUUAACGAACGACUUAAAAACAGAGAGGGAGAAGACGAGAGGACAUGAGGGAAGGGUUGAGACAAGGGAAAGAAAGUCUUUACUGUCCGUGUGUCGACAGGUGCUGCUACUCGCGAUGAUCUGGUGUCCUGACAAAUAAGACGACAAAUUUUGUAUUGAGCUACCGCGUACAAGAUCAUGGAGACGCGUGUACCAUCUCCACGUGGAAUUUCGAGACCAGGUACAAGCGCAAUUUACAUAUGCCUCGACAGAAUUUGUCUCAAGAUUUGAGAGAGAAUUAUCGAUAAUCAUCAAUCCUCCAAUGGCGCGUAACAACGAUCCAAUAUACGGAAUUGUAUGGGAGGCAGUGUCCCUGCAGUUGUAUCUGCCAACUCGAUGAUCCACGUUGCGAAUCUUCGGAAAAGUGAUUAAGAUGUACAAGAGAGUGCGCACAGAGAUUUGAGAAGACAGAGAGGUGUCGGUUACGCCGAGUACGAGGAGGCUUCCUCUUCGAGGCUGGAAAAACCCACGAGAACGUUGCGAUUCAAGUCUUCCGGCCUGGGAAGCUUAUGGCUCCCUCGCCGUUCUCGUUCAUGAGUCGCAGCCUCAUAUUGUCCGAGGGAUUUUCUUCGUGGAAUGGCGUGCGGGGUCUCUGGAAGGAACAAUCGAUGAUAAUCACCAACGAUAUACACUAUCCAUACAUAUAUAUAUAUUAUAUAUAUAUGUACGCGGACACACAUCCACACGCAUUCAACAUAUACAUACGCGCGCGCGUAUAUACAGACAGACUGAUAGUAUAUAUACGACUGCCGUGGCCUAUAUUACACGAAGAGACACGUGCGAGUGUGAGUGCACGCAAGUCGUACGGUGCUACAGGGCGGCUGCAUCCUAGUGUUUCUAUUCUCUGACACACGCGCGCGCGCAUACACCCACACACAUGUACAUACACGAACAUACAUCAAGCCGAAGACGUUCCGAAUUCGCACGGAUUGCUCGAAGCGUCCGUCACUCGGGGUCGUCAUGACGCGUGGUUCUGCCGUCGUAAGCGUGAUACGAUGUAAGUCGAAGAUGUCGGCGUCUCGAACUCGAGACACCUUCGGCACCACUACCAGUCGCGCGGCCUAGCGAUAGAUUCUGCUUGUUCGACUAGACUCACCCGGCGUGCCACGGGUAUUCAGAAAAGCCAAGUCUGUUAAAAAGCUAAUCGGAUCCGAUCUACAUAAUGCUCUUAAAAUGAAGAUACUUGGCUGUACAUCAUUUUUGUAUGUCGCUGAUACAUUGAAAGAUGUGCAAUUACUGAAACGUUUAUCACAUUCAAAAUAGAAUCGUUAUUUAUGAAGAUUUGUGAAACAAAUUAUUGAACAGGUUGAAUCGGGUUGGUGCAAUUGUGUCUCGAUUACUGAUGUACUGUGAGAAAGUGAGAAAACAAUGAGAGAAAGAGAGAAAGAAAGGGUUGAAAUAUUUGUGUUAGAACUGCGAGACAUAAUCGAGCUAGAUAUUAAAAUACGCGUUUAACCCAGUGAGUGCAUUCGUUUGAAAACGUUGCGAUCAGAACAAAAGUUAUUUUUAUACAGUAGUUAUGCAAGAUAUGAUCUCAUAAAUGAUCUUUGUCUACCUUGAUUUUUUAUAUUCUAGGAUACAAACACGUGCGAACAUACGUAUGUGCGUGUAUAAAGUGUAGACGCAGAUAUACAGUUGUUAUUUUAAUUUUUCAAAGCGGCACGUAUUUUUUAACGCAGACACUCACUGAUUAAUAACAGCAAUCUGUGCAACUGAUUAUUUUUUUAAUGAGUAGCAGUAUUUAUCUAGAAUUCUUUUGGUGCUUCUUACCACCGCGAUUCAGCGGAGAAAUGUAUGACACGAUUGUCUCAAUCGCAAAGUCUAAUCGCAAGUUGAAAUGUAAAAAUUAAACAAGCAAGGUAGUCUAUUAGCUUACAAAGUCCAUUAAGGGGGUUCGAGCAUUUGACCAAAUAAAAGAUAAAUCUAUAAUAUAUACAUGAUGCAAAAGAUAAUCAAACUAUGUAUAACAGAAAUUUGAAUAAUUCUUACAGUAUCGUUUACUAAAUAUUUAAUUAUAAAGUAGUAGUAUGCAAGCACGUAUAACUGUAUCAUUUUCAAAUUUCUUGUCAUUUAACAUAUUUGUAUGUAAGACAAAUUAAAAAAAAACUGUCGCAAUAGUAAAGUAAAUAUUGAAGAAUAUUUUAGUGGAAACACUUACAUAAAUUUAUCGUCGCGUUCGAGAGAAAUUUAGAUUUUUCGGCGAAACAAUCGGUGAAACCGAGAAGAAAACGAUGACACACAAUUGGAAAUAUGUUAUCUGUUGGUAUUUGCAUCAAAUAUUAAAACUUUUAUUUUGCUAUUUUUUAAUAUUUGACAACUUUUAAAAUAUAACUGAUUACAUAUUAUGACAUUUACGAAUAUAAUCUUACUAAUAUUAUUGCGAAAUUAUUUUUUCAGUCGUUGAAUACAAUUUUAUUAAUAACAUGUUUGUUGAUUAGAAAGUAGCGCUCGAACCUCCUUUAAGUUUCAACGCAACGCAUUACUCCUAAAAUGCAUGAUGUGGACCGGUAUAACUCGAUUUUAUCAAUUUCGUAUUCAUUAUUUUAUUAGAAUGACCAUCGAGCUUCCCACGAAUAAAGAAAUACAAAAAUAUUUAAAUAUCUUACCAAAGAAAAAAAAACAGUGGAGGAAAUGCUAAAAAUCAUUCAAUGAAAUUUAUCGCAUUGAAUUAUAGCGAGAUUAAAGAGAUUUUCCACAGAUCUCGGAAUUAUUUGUUUAGUCAUAUCGGAAAAAAGAAUUAUCGAAAAA